Quercus lobata is the source of this 911-nucleotide messenger RNA. RefSeq lists its product as uncharacterized. Bases 113 to 649 code for a protein of 178 amino acids. The record is from RefSeq and is a predicted model, not a curated record. Lineage: Eukaryota; Viridiplantae; Streptophyta; Magnoliopsida; Fagales; Fagaceae. The transcript has a single exon.
AUGUAACAUUAUAUAUAUAGUGACUACCUUAUAAUCAGUAUCAAAACCACAACUUUCAGACACAUAUAUAGUUCACUGCAAUCUAUUGCUCACUUUCUUUUCGCCCACAAAAAUGUCAUCAACCCGUCGCAGUAAUAGUAGGAGACACACACUUCCUCUUUCUUCUUGCAACAACUGCAACAACACUGAGAACAAAGAUUACAGCCUCAGCCUCCUCCCUUACUUUGCUUAUCUAAACCUCACAAUUAGCAGUAUGAGCACAAUCUACCGUGCCUAUAUCCACAACGACUUGGCCAUGAUCAUUUUCAUAGUUUUUGUCUACUUCGCAUACUUUAUGUUGGACCAUUGUUUCACUGUGUUCAAUAAGUUGCCCCCAAAUGAUGACUCGCAGAAGAAAGAGUUCCUGAAGUUCACUAUCUGUGUUUUGUCUACCUCCAUCUUGUUCGGCUUUGCGUGUCAAUUCGCUACGUUUUUAAGCUUGGCUGCUAGCUUGUCUAUCUUUCUUGUUGUAAUUGCAAGUAGCUUCUGCCUCUUCUAUGUGUACUUUGUCUAUGAUGACCCCAAAAUGUUUCGGAGCUCUCGUCCUAAAAACGAAAAAGUGAAUAGCAAGAAAACCAAGCAAACCAAACCCUUUUUGGAAAUUGUCUAACUCCUUCGGAAAUUAAUAGUAAAAUCCUUAUUCUGUACCUAGCAAAAUCCUAUAUCAAGUUUGUUUCCCUGAAAAAACCAAAAGAAAACCCGACAAACCCUACCUGCCACUCUCAGUGUUAGAUGAGGGAAGAAAACAGGGACGGUGACAGUUUUGAGUUAAGGGGAAGAUUUAUUAGUAGUUGUGUGAAGUAGUUUUUUAGCUUUUGACUUUGUUAAACUUUUGAUUUUGCUAAUAUUUAGCUAUUGAGUUUUUUGUUUUU